Aspergillus melleus is the source of this 1410-nucleotide messenger RNA. RefSeq names its product FMN-dependent alpha-hydroxy acid dehydrogenase. The transcript is spliced from 4 exons. The record is from RefSeq and is a predicted model, not a curated record. NCBI's taxonomy places the organism in Eukaryota, Fungi, Ascomycota, Eurotiomycetes, Eurotiales, Aspergillaceae. Gene Ontology annotation, molecular function: oxidoreductase activity; heme binding. The coding region runs from base 1 to 1410 and encodes 469 amino acids.
AUGCAGCUGACUCGCGACGAAGUUCAGAAACAUAACAGCAAAGACUCCUGUUGGGUCGCAAUACAUGGAUCUGUCUACGAUGUGACCGAUUUCGUCGACUUACACCCAGGCGGGCCCCAUGUCAUCCUCCGCUGCGCCGGGAAAGACGCCACGGAGGACUUCGACUCCGUGCAUGAUCAGGAGCUCCUAGCCCAGUCCUUACCGUCUUCUGCCUUUCGUGGCCAUCUCGAGCCAGGGUCCCUGAGCAAAUCGAGCAAUACCAACGAGCACGUACCCGAAAUCAAGCAAACCGAUGACUCGCCACCUCCGUUGACGACCCUCAUCAACCUCUACGACUUCGAACACCUCGCGCAGAAACAUCUCCCGCCUAACGCCUGGGCGUACUACUGCUCCGGCGCGGACGACGAGACCAGCAAGCGUCAAAACGCCAAGGCCUACCAGAAGAUUUCGCUUCGACCGCGCAUCCUGCGAAGUAUCCGGGCCGUGGACACGAGUACGUCCAUCUUGGGUAAAUCGGUCUCGUUACCGGUGUAUAUGAGUCCGGUGGGGAUUGCGAAACUUGCGCAUCCGAAUGGUGAGCGGGCCCUUGCUGCCGCGGCGGGCAAGGAAGGGGUGGCUCAGGUGCUGGCGAACGGGUCGAGUUUUCCCAUUGAGAGCGUGAUGAAGGCUCGCGUGCGAGAGGACCAGCCGCUGUUUGCGCAGCUGUAUGUUAAUAAGGAUAUUAAGAAAUCGGAGGACACGGUGCGCAGAGCGGAUGCCGCUGGGGCUGGCGCGAUCUGGAUAACGGUAGAUUCGCCGGUGGUUGGAAAGAGGGAGAUGGAUGAGAGAUUGAAUCUACAGGUCCAAGCUCGGGACAACCCAGCUACCAAGGGGCAGGGUGUUGCUAAAACCAUGGCAAGCUCUAUCUCCCCGUUCAUCGACUGGGAUAUUCUUACGUGGAUACGCGGCCUUACCUCCCUGCCUAUCGUCAUCAAGGGCAUUCAAUGCGUCGAAGAUGCCGUUCUCGCAUACGAGAACGGGGUACAAGGAAUUGUCUUGUCCAACCAUGGUGGCCGUUCCCAGGACACAGCACAACCACCACUUCUCACCCUUCUGGAAAUCCGCCGCUACGCGCCUCACCUGCUUGAAAGCAAGAUGCAGAUCUUCAUCGACGGAGGCAUCCGUCGAGGCACUGAUGUACUCAAGGCACUCGCAUUGGGCGCAACAGCUGUUGGACUAGGCAGGCCUUUCCUCUAUGGACUUGCGAGCGGCUACGGUGAGGAAGGAGUUCGACGAACUAUUGAGAUCCUGAGACAGGAAAUCGAGUCCAACAUGGUCUUUAUGGGUGUGAAGUCGUUGGAGGAGCUAGGCCCACAGUUACUGAACACAGCCCGGUUGGAGAGGGCUAUGGUUGGGUCCGUGAAGUUAUGA